AUGGGUUCUCUCUGGUAUUGCUGCCGCUGCACCUUCGGGCCUCACAAUGCCUCCCUCCACGAAGCCUGCAUUCAGUGCGGCACACCUCGCUGCUCUCGCUGCACCGAGCAGAAGGUCUCUGACAGCCUGACCUUGCACUCUCACAACUACGAAGCUACAUCUGCAUACCCAGCUGUCGUGCCCAUGAGCUCUCCUCCAACGCCAACCUUCAAGCCUAUGGCCAUGGGCAUUGAUGUGCCAGAGCUUCCCCGUCUAAAAGCUCUUCCACGGGCAGACUGCACAGACAUCUCCUCGACCUCACUAUACGGUACACGGACUCAUGGCGAGACCUACUUGUACAUCUGCUGCGCAUGCAACGACGGUCCCAAGAUCUACAAUCACCAGCCUCGAUGUGUCGAAUGCGGCCACGUUUCCUGCGACCGUUGCGUCCACGUCAAGUGA
Messenger RNA from Penicillium olsonii, 441 nucleotides. The record is from the annotation of a GenBank genome assembly. NCBI's taxonomy places the organism in Eukaryota, Fungi, Ascomycota, Eurotiomycetes, Eurotiales, Aspergillaceae.